This is a messenger RNA of Lottia gigantea (owl limpet), 2221 nucleotides long. RefSeq lists its product as hypothetical. NCBI's taxonomy places the organism in Eukaryota, Metazoa, Mollusca, Gastropoda, Lottiidae. Bases 4 to 963 code for a protein of 319 amino acids. Gene Ontology annotation, biological process: maturation of 5.8S rRNA; maturation of LSU-rRNA. Gene Ontology annotation, molecular function: rRNA primary transcript binding. The record is from RefSeq and is a predicted model, not a curated record. The transcript has 8 exons. Gene Ontology annotation, cellular component: nucleolus; preribosome, large subunit precursor.
AAAAUGGCGUCGAAAAAUAAAAACGUGGUUCCUGGCAAAUCAGAUAAAAAUGAAGCACAUUAUCCACCAAAGAGUUUAUCUGAUAUCAAAAAUAAAGAAAUCAGGAAGCAGUUAUACGCUAAAAUGAAGAAAGAAAAGAAGAAGCAAAAGAUUGCAGUAAAAAAGAAAAAGAAGGCAGAGGCAAAACUGUUAGGCGAUAAAGCUCCACCAAAGGCAGUGCCCAAAACCUUAGAAAGUAUGAGAAUUAAAGAUGAAACGAUGGUCAAUGCAGAUGAUGAAGAGGUGAUAAAAGAUGAAUCCCAAGAUGAAAUGUCAUCAUAUUUUAACAGACAAUCCACUCCUAAAAUAUUAAUUACAUCAGACGAUAGAAUUAAUUCUAAAACCAGAAAGUUUUGUAAAGAGCUUGCCAGAAUUAUACCAAAUGCAACAACAAUGAAAAGAAGGGGAUUUGAUUUAAAGAAAAUUAUUCCACAAGCUGUCAGUAAAGACUUUACAGAUUUAAUUGUUAUUAAUGAAGAUAGAAAAAUACCGAAUGGAAUGGUUGUCUGUCAUCUCCCAAAUGGUCCUACAGCACACUUUAAGUUAACCUCUGUAAAGCUAUCUAAAGAGAUAAAGGGUGUUGGAGAAUGGACUAGUCAUAAACCUGAAGUGAUAUUAAAUAAUUUUAAUACCAGAUUAGGCCAUUCUGUUGGUAGAAUGUUUGCCUCUUUAUUCCCUUAUGAUCCAAAUUUUCAAGGCAGACGUGUGAUGACUUUUCAUAACCAGAGAGAUUUUAUCUUUUUCCGACAACAUAGAUAUAUCUUUAGAAAUUCUAAGCGAGUGGGUUUACAUGAAUUAGGACCAAGAUUUACUCUUAAAUUAAGAUCUUUACAGAAAGGAACGUUUGAUUCUAAAUAUGGCGAAUAUGAAUGGGUUCAUAAGAGACAUGAAAUGGAAACCAGCCGAAGAAAAUUUCAUAUAUGAUGAAUCAACAGUGGAUGAUGAAUUAUCUGUGCUGGUUCUCCAUGAAAAAAUGGUGGUUCAUACCAGGAAGGCUCUUGGCUCUUACAGAGUAUGGUUAUCUUUUGAAAUCCAGUAUCUCACUGAAGAACUCAGGAAAUGCACUUUAAUCCUGGAAAACUGUGAUGUAUAUAAAUGGAAAAAAUUUCUCAAUAAGCAAACAGUUAUAUUUUCAUCAUGUUAAAUCUUGGAAGAAUGAUAACAACACAUGUACAUGAUAAAUGAAUAAAUUCAACAACAAUCUCGACAUAAUAUAAAAUCACCACAGAUACUUCGACUAGUAUUCUGAACACAAUCCCAUCAAUCAACACCAAUUUUAAUGCUGUGUAUUUCUAUAAGUUGAUUCUCCUGGAUAUGUCACCAUUACAGUACAGAAGCACAAAUUCAAUGCACUUCAGGAAAAACUGUAUUCUUGAAGGCAUGGCAAGGUUAGUGCAUAGGAGUGGCCUUUACGUCAUUUGAAAGUCUUAGGUGGAAGUAAAUACAUGUGUAACCGUUUAUGAAAAUAUUUCCAGCUUCUAAAUUUCCUGGUACUAUUCUGUUUGGUCACACUACUGCUUUAUCUUAUAUUGAUUAGUCAGUUCCGUGUAAACUAUAUGGUAAAUAUAAUAAACUAAAUGACCCUUUAUUCCAUUUAUGUAUCUUCUGAGUAACAUCUAUUGGAAAGAGAGAACAGUUUGUCCACCUUUUUGUCCAGGUUUAGCUUUAUAAGAUAAUUUACUUGGUUUUAUUUUGGAAACAUUUUCAUCUCCAGACACAUAUCGGCUUUCAUCACCUACAAAAAAAAAAUAACUUUAAUUGCAAGGCUGUGCUGUAGUUCUUUUAGGUUGUAAACUAUCGGAACAUGCAUAAUUAUAGAAGAAUAAGUGACAAGAGCUAGCUUGCCAACAAUUAGGAGUCGUUCUUAUUCGUUCAUGUAUGAAAUGUAAGCAAUGAGAGUUAUUGGCUUGGUCUGUACCUUUAGGGUAAAUUUUAGAAAAAAAAUAAGCUGAUUUCGAUCCAAAUGUGCAUUAUGGACUACAAAUACAAUCUCAGUGCGUUUUGAGAUUAAUGAAUCUAAAGAUUAUAGAAGUAAUUAGCCAGCUUACAUAGACGUAUUUAAUUGUUCUGACCUGACAUAUAGGCUGAGUCUCUAUCAAUAUACUGUCCUUCUGAUCUAGAUCUAUAUAUAGAAUUCUGAAAUAUACAACAUAUUUACUACAAUAUAUGAAUGAUUAUUAUU